GAAAGUGAGUGGGUGCGAUGGUGGCGGCUAUAUAAAGCCAAAUUCUUCUGAUGAGCUAUCAAACGAUCCACCGGCGACCGUGCAACCAACACAGUCGCUACAAUCAUGAAGUUCUUUUUGGUCGCAGUUGUGAUCUCCGUCGCAGUCUCGCAAGCCCAUGGUGGCUUUGGAGGCGGCGGUGGUGGCUACUCUGGAGGCGGAGGAUGGUCAUCCGGAGGUGGUGGUGGCUGGCCCUCUGGAGGCGGCGGCGGAUUUAAGUCUGGCGGUGGUGGAGGAUGGUCCGGAGGCGGUGGUGGCGGCGGAUGGUCCGGAGGCGGAGCUGGAGGUUAUGGAGGUGGCAGUCCUCAAAUCGCUAAGGUGAUCAUUGUCAAGAGCGGCGGCGGCGGUGGUUAUGGAGGCGGUUUUGGAGGAGGCCUUGGAGGCGGCUCUGGUGGAUGGAGCACCGGAGGCGGUUCCGGCGGAUGGAAGCUUGGAGGCGGCUCUGGAAUUGGAGGCGGCUCUGGAGGUUGGAAGAUUGGAGGCGGUGGUCUCCGAGGUGGUGGAUACGGAGGAGGCUCUAGCUUCGGAGGUGGCUCAGGAGGCUGGAAGAUUGGAGGCGGUGGACUUGGGGGUGGACUCGGAGGCGGCUCUGGAGGCUGGAAGAUUGGAGGCGGUGGUCUCGGUGGCGGAUAUGGAGGUGGCGCUAGUAACGGAUGGAGCGUCGGAGGCGGCAGUCUUGGAGGCGGAUAUGGAGGUGGCGCCGGAGGCUGGAAGCAGGGCGGUGGUGGAGGAGGAUGGAGCCUUGGAGGCGGCAGUGGUCUUGGAGGAGGCUAUGGAGGCGGUGGUGGUGGCUGGAAGUCCGCUGGUGGUAGCGGAGGACUCGGCGGCUUUGGAGGAGGCUCUGGAGGACACGGUGGGUGGUCCAGCGGCGGCUCUGGAGGCUUUGGAGGCGGCAGCAUUGGAGGUGGCUCCAAAGGUUGGUGGUAAAUUUUGGACUGAAAAUUCCUGCGGUCAUCACAUUCCUCGCGCACGCAUUUAAAAUCGACGACCUAGCCCUCUGUGUUGAGUGUUUUUAUACCAGCUUGUGUCUGUAUUGUAAUGCCCCAACUGCACAUAUGAAAAUAAAGCAUGUUUGUAGCAUAUUUUUGUAAAAACUAAAAACAAGAUAUUUUUCUUACUAUU
Neocloeon triangulifer is the source of this 1161-nucleotide messenger RNA. RefSeq lists its product as uncharacterized. Bases 106 to 966 code for a protein of 286 amino acids. Lineage: Eukaryota; Metazoa; Arthropoda; Insecta; Ephemeroptera; Baetidae. The transcript has 5 exons. The record is from RefSeq and is a predicted model, not a curated record.